CAUAUUCUAUUCAUUUGUUUAUUUAUUGUGACACAAUCAAUGAAACUGUGUCUUGCUAUGUGUAGGAAUAGCAAUAAUCAUUAGAUAUUAUAUAUAUAGAAUGGAUUUGUAUUAUCCUUGACAUAUAACAGAUAAUACUGGUGCUGUGCUAGAAUUACGCUUGUUAAUAUUAUGCCUUAAGACCUAAAAUGUAAUUAUUGCUAGCAAUCCUGCCUUAAUAGUGCUGUUCAGAAAAUAUUGUUUUAAGACUGAGCAGCAUGCAAGAUUUUUUACCACAAAAUACUUCAUAUACAACGUUUAAGCUAAAUGGCUUUCUGGCCUUGGGAGGAUGGAGACCCAUAUUAUCCAUACCAUAUUUCUUCAUGUUUUUACUGUCCACUACAUCAAACUCUAUUAUAAUUUAUUUAAUCGCAUCUCAGAAGAGUUUACAUUCUCCAAUGUAUGUUUUAAUAGGGUUUAUGAGUGUUGUUGACUUAUGUUGGCCAAUAUUUUUUGUGCCAAGUUUGUUGUUAAAUUUUUUAUUUGAGUGGAAUGAAAUUUCUCUAGUGAACUGUUUAAUACAAAUGUUUUGCAUUCAGAUUAUUGGUGGAUUCCAAUCUACUACACUGGUGUGGAUGGCACUAGAUCGGUUCUUUGCUAUAUGCAGACCACUUUAUUAUCACAAAUACAUGGAACUUCAGAGCUUUCUGAAGUUUAUUAUUGUGCCACUUAGCAGGAAUCUGUUAUUAAAUAUAAUAAUGAUCUCUUUGGCUGGAAAAUUGAAUUUCUGUGCAAUAAAUCAGAUAGAUCAUUGUUUUUGUGAGCAUAUGGGAUUGGUUCAGUUGGCAUGUGGAGAUACUUCUAUCAACAACUUAAUUGGCCUUGUAUCCACUUUUCUUAUACCAACAGGAGAUUUUAUUUUUAUUACUGCAUCAUAUAUAAUAAUCUUUGCUUCUGUCAUGAAAUCAGGAAAAGCCCACUUGAAGGCUAUCAAUACUUGUAUUACACAUAUUAUUGUCAUGACAGUUAAUUUAGCAUUUGCCUUGAUUGCUUUUAUGUCAUACAGAAUAAGAAAUAAUUUUCAUCCCAAUAUUCGUGUCUUUCUGAGUACUAUGUAUGUACUAUUCCCAAGCUGUUUCAAUCCAAUUAUUUAUGGAGUGAGAACAACUGAAAUAAGAAAACAGUUUUUUAAAUUGCUGAACAAUAUCAAAGUCUUACCUCAGUAA
Hemibagrus wyckioides is the source of this 1205-nucleotide messenger RNA. Its product is annotated as olfactory receptor 52K1-like. Gene Ontology annotation, biological process: G protein-coupled receptor signaling pathway. Lineage: Eukaryota; Metazoa; Chordata; Actinopteri; Siluriformes; Bagridae. Gene Ontology annotation, cellular component: membrane. The transcript has a single exon. The record is from RefSeq and is a predicted model, not a curated record. Gene Ontology annotation, molecular function: olfactory receptor activity; G protein-coupled receptor activity. The coding region runs from base 258 to 1205 and encodes 315 amino acids.